GUAACAGCAAAUCGCUUGCAGUGCGUCGACCGAGACCAAAGCACAUCAGACGCCAAGUGAAAGGAUUCAGUUCCUCAGUUCAACUCAGUUGAUUGGUGUCAUAGAGUAGGAUUAUGGUGUUGAUAUCGUAACAGGUUGUGAUUUGUGAACGUCUACCUACUUAUUAAAAUAAGAAAAUGGUGCUAAAACUAUACGGAGUGUCUGACGGCCCGCCAUCUAUUUCGGUGAGGCAGGCUUUGACGUUAUUGGAGAUCCCGUUUGAACUGAUCAACGUCGACUAUGGUCAAGGAGAACACAUGACUGCGGAGUAUGCGAAGAUGAACCCACAAAAAGAGAUUCCUGUAUUGGACGAUGACGGGUUCUUCCUCAGCGAAAGCAAUGCAAUCCUGCAGUACAUUUGCGAUAAAUAUAAGCCAGGGUCUGAUCUGUAUCCACAGGAACCUAAAGCCAGGGCCAUCGUGAAUCAUCGGCUUUGCUUCAACCUAUCAACUUACUACGCCAACAUAUCUGCAUACACAGUAGCUCCAGUGUUUUUCGACUAUGAACGCACAGAAUUCGGAUUGAAGAAAGUUCACAUGGCAUUGGACGUUUUGGAAACGUAUUUUGAGAGAUCGGGAACCAGUUACGCGGCGGCGAAUCACUUAACUAUCGCAGAUUUUCCUCUCAUUAACACCAAUAUGACUAUGGAAGCUAUUGGUCUGGACUUCAGCAAAUAUAAAAGGAUCUCCAAGUGGUACAAUGAUUUUAAGAAGAAUUAUCCUGAACUUUGGAAGAUCUCUGAAGGUGCGAUGAAGGAAGUUCAAUACUUCAUGGAGAACCCUCCUGAUUUAACACAUUUGAAUCAUCCAAUACACCCGGCGCGAAAAAUUAAAAAAUAAAUGUAUUCUAGGUUGG
Messenger RNA from Maniola jurtina (meadow brown), 894 nucleotides. It is a transcript of the gene gfzf, whose product is annotated as glutathione S-transferase 1-1-like. NCBI's taxonomy places the organism in Eukaryota, Metazoa, Arthropoda, Insecta, Lepidoptera, Nymphalidae. The record is from RefSeq and is a predicted model, not a curated record. The transcript is spliced from 6 exons. Gene Ontology annotation, biological process: glutathione metabolic process. The coding region runs from base 177 to 878 and encodes 233 amino acids. Gene Ontology annotation, molecular function: glutathione transferase activity.